Molecule: messenger RNA, 513 nt
Organism: Naegleria gruberi
Lineage: Eukaryota; Heterolobosea; Eutetramitea; Acrasida; Naegleriidae
Exons: 1
Coding region: 5-481 (158 amino acids)
Biological process (GO): cytoplasmic translation
Cellular component (GO): cytosolic large ribosomal subunit
Molecular function (GO): structural constituent of ribosome; mRNA binding
Source: RefSeq, a predicted model, not a curated record
AACAAUGGUAAUCAAGACUGAAAUUUGUCUCUUCUCCGGUUACAAGAUCUACCCAGGUCACGGUGUUAGAUAUGUUCCUUGCACUAACGUCCAAUCCACUAGACCAGUCUUCACUUUCGUCUCCAGAAAGGCCAUCAAGCUUUUCUUGGCUAGAAGAAAUCCAAGAGUUGUCAGAUGGACUCAACUUUACAGAAGACAACACAAGAAGGGUUCAGUUGAACAAUUGAAGAAGAACAAGAAGAGAAGAACCGCCAGAGUUGAAAGAGGUAUUGCUGGUGCUUCCCUUGAAUUCAUCAAGGCUCAAAAGAACCAAACUGCUCAACAAAGAGAAAAGAUCAGAACCUCCACCAAUGAUGCUCAAAAGAAUAAGAAUAUCAAGGAACAAUCCGGUAGAAAGGAACAACAAAAGGCUCAAAAGCAAAUGAUGAAGUCGCAAAUGAGAAACAAGAAUGUUAAGGCUCCAACUGCUACCUCCAAGUAAAUUAAAUUCCAUUUAAAAAUAUCAAAUUUAAA